Molecule: messenger RNA, 757 nt
Organism: Tarenaya hassleriana
Lineage: Eukaryota; Viridiplantae; Streptophyta; Magnoliopsida; Brassicales; Cleomaceae
Product: trafficking protein particle complex subunit 4-like
Exons: 3
Coding region: 102-527 (141 amino acids)
Biological process (GO): endoplasmic reticulum to Golgi vesicle-mediated transport
Cellular component (GO): TRAPP complex
Source: RefSeq, a predicted model, not a curated record
UCGUUCAUUUCUUAGUUUUCUUUCUUUAUCAGGAUCUGCAGUUCAUCGUAUAUGUUCUCGCAGAUAUCGUUGAAGGAUCGGAUCGUCGAUUUUUCUCGUUCAUGGCAGCGAUCUACAGUCUUUACAUUAUCAAUAAGUCUGGUGGUUUGAUAUUCUACAAGGACUAUGGAUCGAAGGGACGGAUGGAUACAAAUGACAGCUUGAGAGUGGCCAGUUUAUGGCAUUCGAUGCAUGCAAUUUCUCAGCAGCUAUCACCUGUUACCGGUUGUUCAGGAAUCGAGCUCCUUGAAGCUGACACCUUUGAUCUCCACUGCUUUCAGUCUCUCACUGGAACAAAGUUUUUCGUGGUUUGUGAACCGGGAACUCCAUACAUGGAGAGCCUCUUGAAGUCCAUAUACGAGCUAUAUACCGAUUAUGUUUUGAAGAAUCCUUUCUAUGAGAUGGAAAUGCCUAUCAGGUGCGAGCUUUUUGACGUCAACCUUACACAGGCAAUACAGAAAGAUCGCGUCUCGUUGCUCGGACGGUGAGCAAUCCAUGAUACUAAUCUUUCAUGGGGGGGUGGAUGGAUUGCUUCGCUCCUUCUGCAUUAUUCUCCUGACCAUUUUGUAAGUUCUUACUUGAGGAUUUACCUACCUGUUCCUUGUUUUUACUUUUUUGCUGGAAGGGAUUGCAUUUGUUCUGCUUGAGGUUCAUUCACAGAGUCUUGGUUAUUGUUAAUGCAAUCAUGUUCAUGUAGUGCCUAGUUACAUUUCAAGAA